Molecule: messenger RNA, 3630 nt
Organism: Colletotrichum aenigma
Lineage: Eukaryota; Fungi; Ascomycota; Sordariomycetes; Glomerellales; Glomerellaceae
Exons: 8
Coding region: 1-3630 (1209 amino acids)
Biological process (GO): glutathione metabolic process
Cellular component (GO): cytosol
Molecular function (GO): 5-oxoprolinase (ATP-hydrolyzing) activity
Source: RefSeq, a predicted model, not a curated record
AUGGGUUCACUUGGAUACAGUCAAAGGAAAAUCCGAAUUGCGAUCGAUCGCGGCGGUACGUUUACAGAUGUACAUGCCUACAUUCCCGGCUCUUCUGAGCCAGAGAUGGUCUUCAAGCUGUUAUCGGUCGACCCACGAAAGUCACUCCCUCGAGACGAGCCGUUGGAUAUCAUAGACGUCGAGUCAAUUCGAAUGGGCACGACUAUUGCGACGAAUGCACUGCUCGAACGCAAAGGUGAGCGAGUCGCGUUCCUGACUACGAAGGGGUUUCGCGACCUGCUUGUCAUUGGCAACCAAGCGAGACCUCACAUUUUUGACUUGAGCAUACACAAGCUUCAGAAUCUGUACGACACCGUGGUCGAAAUUGAUGAGCGUAUCACGAUGGAAGAGUUUCUCGAGAAUCCCGAAAAGGAACCCAUAGACAUCAACGGCGAUGAUGCCCUGGUCAAAGGCUUGACAGGCGAACCAGUCAAAAUCUUGAAGAGACCCGAUAUUGAAGUCAUCAGAGAGCAACUGAGACAUCUUCAAACCGAAGGAUUCAACAGCUUAGCCAUAUGUUUCAUUCAUUCCUACCUUUACCCCAACCACGAGGACCAAGUUGCCGAACUUGCUCGGUCUAUGGGCUUCGAGGUCUCCGUUUCAUCGGAGCUUCAGCCUACGAUAAAAAUGGUUUCUAGAGGAAACUCUGCGACUGCUGAUGCAUAUCUUUCGCCUCUGAUCCGGCGUUAUGUCGAGAACUUCGGCAGCGGCUUCAAGGGCGGACUGGACGCCGUAGCUGGCAAGCUGUUUUUCAUGCAAAGCGAUGGUGGUCUGUGCCUGUGGCAGAAGUUUUCUGGUCUGCGAGCUCUUCUUUCUGGCCCUGCAGGAGGGGUGAUUGGCUUUGCGCGCUCGUGCUACGGCCCUGACGACAAGAUGCCUGUCAUCGGCUUCGAUAUGGGAGGAACUUCGACAGACUCUGCUGGAGCGCAUCCUGGGCCUGUAUGUUACCGAAAAGGUGGUCCCCUUACAGUCACCGAUGCCAACCUAUUCCUGGGACGACUUCGCCCCGAAUACUUCCCGACAAUCUUUGGCCCUGAAGAGAAUGAGCCUCUUGACUAUGAUGCGGCAGCAUAUGCUUUCAAGAGUUUGACCGGCAAAAUCAACGCGGAGGAGGGAAAGUCAUUCACCCCCGAGGAAGUCGCGAGUGGCUUCCUGCGCGUGGCGAAUGAGAGCAUGAGCAGGCCGAUUCGAUCAUUAACCGAGGGAAGAGGCAUACGGACCUCAGAACAUGCCUUGGCCACCUUCGGUGGGGCUGGAGGCCAGCAUGCCUGUGAUGUUGCCGAGGCACUAGGCAUCCAGCGGGUUGUGAUCCAUCGGUACUCUUCGAUCCUCUCAGCAUAUGGAAUGGCAUUGGCGGACUUGACGCAUGAGAUACAACGGCCUCGUGCAGCACGGCUGUCAGAGAUGAAGGAGGCACAGUUUGCCAGCGAGUUUGGGUCCCUGACUGCAGAAGCUGGCGAGACACUCACCGCCCAAGGCUUCACAGACAAACAGAUCGAGUAUGAGCUGUACCUCAACCUCCGGUAUCAAGGCACAAACAGUUCUCUCAUGACCCAGAAGCCUAUCGACUCUUGGGACUUUUCCCGGAAGUUUAUUGAACAGCACGAGGAAGAGUUUGGAUUUGUGCUCGACCGCGAGAUCCUUGUCGAGGAUAUCCGAGUCCGCGCCCUUGGCAAGACUGCAGGAACGGAAAACAUGAGUGUUUCUUCUGCACUCAAAGCCGUUGACAUCAGGCUCGCGCCACCGACGAAGAGUGCGAAGACCACGAGGGUCUACAGUCAGAACCGGUGGCAUGAGGUGAAACUGUUCAAGCUGGAAGAUCUUACGGCGGGGGACAAGGUGCCGGGUCCUUCGAUCAUUCUCGAUCAAACGCAGACUAUCCUCAUACAGCCAGGAUGGGCAGCUACCGUGCUUCUGAGGCAUCUUUUGCUAGAUCGGGAAGAGAUGCCCCUAAAGGACACGGCCUUGGAGGAUCCUGAUGUCGUGGAUCCCAUUCAGCUCUCCGUUUUUGGUCACCGGUUCAUGAGCAUAGCGGAGCAAAUGGGGCGUUCGCUCCAACUCACGUCGGUUUCUAUCAACAUCAAAGAGCGCCUUGACUACUCGUGCGCAAUCUUUUCCCCUCAAGGUGGCCUUGUCGCGAACGCACCGCACAUUCCGUGCCACCUCGGCGCGAUGAGCUAUGCCGUGGCCUACCAAGCCGAAAGAUGGGGCAACACCCUUCGCCCUGGCGACGUCCUGGUUUCGAACCAUCCUGCCGCUGGCGGUUCACAUCUUCCCGAUGUCACAGUCAUUUCUCCUGUGAUUGACGAACACACCAACGAAGUUCUUUUCUGGACAGCGUCGAGAGCCCAUCACGCGGAUAUUGGCGGUAUUGCGGCAGGAUCUAUGCCGCCACACUCUAAGGAAAUCUGGCAGGAAGGGGCGUCUUUUACCUCGUUCAAGCUUGUCAAUAACGGCAAGUUCGAUGAGGUGGGGCUGGCGGAGAUCAUGUUGAAGAAGCCUGCCUCCUACCCUGGCUCUUCCGGGACGAGAACAUGGAGUGACAACGUUAGCGAUUUGAAGGCUCAGAUUGCCGCGAACCAGAAGGGCAUUCGAUUGAUCCACGAGUCAAUCAAGGAGUACGGUCUUUUUACGGUACAAAAAUACAUGCUUGGGAUCCAAGACAACGCUGAGAAGGUCGUGAGAAAUCUUCUACGACAGGUUCAUGACCAGUUUAGCGGUCUACCGCUGGAAGCAGAAGAUCAGAUGGACGAUGGAUCGAAGUUGGUGCUGAAGAUACACAUCAACCGUGAUGAGGGGUCCGCCAAAUUUGAUUUCACCGGUACCAGUCGAGAGGUGUAUGGCAACCUCAAUGCCCCACGAGCCAUCACCUUCAGUGCAGUCAUCUAUGUCCUGAGGUCACUCGUGAAAGAAGACAUCCCUCUCAAUCAGGGAUGUCUUGCACCAAUCAAUGUGGUUCUUCCAGCAGGCACUAUUCUCUCGCCCUCUCUAGGGGCAGCAACUGUGGGAGGCAACGUCGAGACAUCGCAGAGAGUUACAGAUCUUGUCCUCAGGGCGUUCCAGGCGGCCGCGGCCAGCCAGGGAACGUGCAAUAACCUGACAUUUGGGUACGGGGGUGAAGUCAUUGAAGGCAAGGCGAGACCAGGUUUCGGUUAUUACGAGACAAUCGCAGGCGGCGCUGGCGCGGGUCCGACGUGGGCUGGCCAGUCCGGUGUUCACGUUCACAUGACCAAUACUCGAAUCACGGAUCCCGAGUCUCUUGAGCGACGCUAUCCUUGUAUCUUGCACGAAUUCGGUAUUCGGAGAGGCUCCGGCGGCCAAGGCAAGUUUGCGGGUGGAGAUGGCUGCAUCCGUCAUAUCGAGUUCCGCCGCGAUGUGCAAGUCAGCGUUCUUAGUGAGCGACGUUCUGUGCCUCCUUUUGGGCUAUGCGGAGGGGAGCCAGGUACCCCUGGCGAGAACCUUUGGAUCAGGAAGGAUGAGUAUGGGCUCCGAGACUUCAACCUGGGAGGCAAGAACACAUGUCAGAUGAGCAAGGGUGACCAUAUCAUCAUAAAGAGUCCGGGUGGAGGAGCUUACGGAAAGUCGGUAUAA